Messenger RNA from Miscanthus lutarioriparius, 285 nucleotides. Lineage: Eukaryota; Viridiplantae; Streptophyta; Magnoliopsida; Poales; Poaceae. The record is from the annotation of a GenBank genome assembly.
AUGCAGCACCUGCUGGUGGCCGCGGAUCGGUGUGGGCUGGACACGCUGAGGCUCAUGUGCGAGGUGGGGAUGUGCCGUAGCAUCGACGCGGACACGGUGGCGACUACUUUGGCUUUAGCCGAGCAGCGCCGCUGCAUGCAGCUCAAGAAUGCUUGUCUUGGAUUCAUAGCUUCAUGGGGCAUGCUUGGUGCUGUCGUGCAGACCAGUGGGUUCUGUCAUCUCGUCGAGAGCUGCCCUCUGGUUCUAUUGGAGAUUUUGGACAAGCUAGCUUCUCUAGGAAUCUAG